Molecule: messenger RNA, 1112 nt
Organism: Leptopilina heterotoma
Lineage: Eukaryota; Metazoa; Arthropoda; Insecta; Hymenoptera; Figitidae
Exons: 6
Coding region: 166-942 (258 amino acids)
Source: RefSeq, a predicted model, not a curated record
UUGCAAAAAAUUAUUAUCAUUAUUUUUUUCACGAUUUUCAAUUUUAUUAUCACUGAGAUAUAAAUACAGAAAAGGAAAGUUAACACAGAACAGAAGACAACCACUGUGAACAUAAGUAACCACCACAAAAAAUCCAGGUGAAAAUAAACAAAAAAGAAAAUAAAAAUGGCAAAAAAUAUUAAAAUAUAUUUCGUGGCAAUUUUGGUAAUUUUAGCUUCUUUACAAAGUGAAGCUAUCAACAUUGAAGAUGUUGAAAAUGCAGCAAAAAAUGAAACACUUGUUGUUGAAAAAUUGAAGGAAGUAAUUUUAGGAUUAAAAGAUCUAAUGAAAGAAGGAAAUGAGACAUUAAAGGUUCCUGUAACUGAUCCUUUGGAAAUUGAUUCAAAGGAUCUUGAUAUAGACACAAGUCAAUUUCGAGGCCAUUUUUCAUUUGGAAGUGUAAAUAUCACCGGUUUGUCUGACUAUAUCGUAAACAAUGUUGCAUUUCGAAAUAAUGAUUUUCUUCUUCAAAUUGCACUCGAAUGGCCAAAAAUUAAUCUACUUGUUUCAAAUUAUAAUAUAUCUAAUGGUAAAAUAAUGAAAAUUUUCAAAGCCAAAGGAAGUGGAAGUGUAAGACUUGCUGCCAAAAAUAUCAAAUAUGCCAUUAAUUCAACGAUAGGAAUUAAUAGAAACGAUUCAACGCUUUAUUUGAAGGAUAUUGACAAUAAUAUUUCUAUUGGUAAUAAGGGUGAUAAAAAUUCAAUUGAGGUGGAGCAUUUGGGUAAAAAGAACAAAAGUAAUAUGCUUUCGAAAAUGCUUCUUAGAGUUUUAAACAAAAAUGCAGUUAAAAUGUUAAAUAAGAAUAAUAAACUCAUCGAAAGCAAAUUAAAGGAAAUAAUACAAUUGACAGUAAAUGAAUAUCUAAGGACGAAAACCUUAGAGCAACUAUAUGGACUUUUGUAAAUUUUUUCAAAUCUCCAUUUCUUCAAGAUUGUUAUAUUUAGAAGGAAGAAAAGAAAUCGCAUUCAAAAAAAUUUUUAUUUAUGGAAAAUUUAAUAUUAUAAUAUUAAUUAUUUAUAAAUAUUAAAUUAUUAAUAUAAAUAAUAUUUUUCAAUAACAAAUCAAAUAAAUAU